AUGAUCAACUUUAAGAAUGGACAGCCUAGUGCUGAUCUUUUACCUACUCAACUCUUUUCUGAAGCAGCACAAAAGGCGUUAAGUGCACCUCAUGCUGCAGUGGAUAUGUUGCAAUAUGGUCAUGAACUUGGACAUCCUGAAUUUUUACGUAAUUUAGCUACUUUCUUAACAAACGCAUAUCAUUCUCCUGUGUACAGUCAACAUUUAUGCGCUACAGCAGGUGCAUCCCUUUCACUUCAACAUAUAUUAUCGAUAUUAACACGUCCAGAAACACACACACGUCAUGUGUAUCUACAAGACCCUACUUAUUUCCUAGUGUUUGAUAUCUUUCUUGAUGUAGGCUAUACACGGGAUCAAUGGGUGGGUAUACCAGAAGAAGGGGAUUCUGGUAUGCGCCUGGACCUAUUAGAAGAUCACCUUGCCAAACACUACCAGCCAAAUGAUUCAACCACCUUUAGUUCUGUGUUGUAUUGUGUCCCUACCCAUGCAAACCCUACAGGGUCUAUUUUGUCAGCUGAAAAGAGACAAAGACUAGUUGAGUUAGGCAAGAAAUACAACAUGCUGAUCAUUUGUGAUGAUGUGUAUGAUAUCUUGACUUUUGAAGGUGAUAUUCCUAAGCGUCUUGUUGCUUAUGAUCUAGAAAGUCAAGGAAAGAGUGUUGUGAUCAGUAAUGGUUCAUUUUCCAAGUUACUUGCACCAGGAGCAAGAGUAGGAUGGAUAGAAGCCAAUGAGCGCCUUAUCCAGCGUGUGGGUGCUUGGUAG
Messenger RNA from Gilbertella persicaria, 762 nucleotides. RefSeq names its product pyridoxal phosphate-dependent transferase. Gene Ontology annotation, molecular function: L-2-aminoadipate:2-oxoglutarate transaminase activity; pyridoxal phosphate binding. The record is from RefSeq and is a predicted model, not a curated record. Gene Ontology annotation, biological process: biosynthetic process. Bases 1 to 762 code for a protein of 253 amino acids. NCBI's taxonomy places the organism in Eukaryota, Fungi, Mucoromycota, Mucoromycetes, Mucorales, Choanephoraceae. The transcript has 3 exons.